Enterobius vermicularis (human pinworm) is the source of this 468-nucleotide messenger RNA. The record is from the annotation of a GenBank genome assembly. NCBI's taxonomy places the organism in Eukaryota, Metazoa, Nematoda, Chromadorea, Rhabditida, Oxyuridae.
AUGUUGAAAAGUUAUAAUAAAAUAAUAAGGGACCAAUUGUUCGACAAUAUUAUUGAAAAGGUUAGUUCAAAUAGUCACAGUCGUAAUGUAUCCUGUUUAUCUUAUCACCCAGUUAUCACAACACCUAGCAAACAGACAACGGAAAUAGGAAUAGUCUGCGACGCUUCAGCUAAGUUAAAUAAGGAAUUGUUUAGUUUGAAUGAAGGCCUUCAAAGUGAACCCGUUUUGUUACCACAACUUUGUGGUAUUUUAUCGCGUUUUAGACUACAUCCUUAUGGAAUUAUAGCUGACAUUGAAAAAGCAUUUUUCCAAAUUGAGCUUCAUGAAAAAGGACCGCAAUAUGACGGGAUUUCUGUGGCUAUAGAACCAUCGCAAGAGUUGAAACCCACAAAUUUUGAAAUUUACGGAUUCGGGCGAAUAGCAUUCGGCGUUUAUUUCAAUUCCAUUUUUGUUAACGGUUUUUUCUAA